Molecule: messenger RNA, 414 nt
Organism: Symbiodinium necroappetens
Lineage: Eukaryota; Dinophyceae; Suessiales; Symbiodiniaceae
Source: the annotation of a GenBank genome assembly
AUGGCUCGGACGACUUUCCUCCUUGCCGUGGUGUGCCUUGCCCAGCUCGGUGCGUCUGUGCGCCAGAACAUGGACCUGGCCUCAAGAACCUUGACUGCGCUGCACACCACGGAGCCUUCGCCGUUUGAGGAGAUCCUCAAGGAGCCCGGCAUGAAGGAAUGUGGGAAGGCAAUUGAGGCCGUGCAGUCCCACCCCGCGCAUCGCGAGGUAUUCAGGCCGGAACGGGAGCCCCAGUGCGGCCUUGUGGGCACGGUGAAGUGCACAUUGUCUUUCGUCGGCACCAACUUGACUGAGCCAUCCUGCUGCCCCCCGGCGUGCCUGGAACCUGCCGCGUUCGAGGGCUUUCAGAAGCUGCAGACAAUUUUCAUGUGCCCCGUCCCCGACUGCAAGAUAACGGUUUCCACCACCGGCUGA